Messenger RNA from Pseudomyrmex gracilis, 1372 nucleotides. It is a transcript of the gene Hr83, whose product is annotated as nuclear receptor subfamily 2 group E member 1-like. NCBI's taxonomy places the organism in Eukaryota, Metazoa, Arthropoda, Insecta, Hymenoptera, Formicidae. Gene Ontology annotation, biological process: anatomical structure development; regulation of transcription by RNA polymerase II; cell differentiation. The coding region runs from base 1 to 1071 and encodes 356 amino acids. Gene Ontology annotation, molecular function: zinc ion binding; nuclear receptor activity; RNA polymerase II cis-regulatory region sequence-specific DNA binding. The transcript has 6 exons. The record is from RefSeq and is a predicted model, not a curated record.
AUGGUUGAUAAGCAACGUAUCGUGACAGGGAGAACUCUGCCCACACCGGUGUCCUGCAAAGUAUGCGGCGAUCGAUCUUACGGAAAACAUUACGGUGUUUAUUGUUGCGACGGCUGCUCGUGUUUCUUCAAGAGAUCCGUGCGUCGAGGCGCUCUCUUCACCUGCACAAAUAGCGACGGAUCUUGCACCGUUGACAAAGUCAGAAGAAACUGGUGCGCGCAUUGCCGCCUAAAAAAAUGUUUCUCCGUUGGCAUGAAUACGGCAGCGGUGCAGGAAGAACGAGGACCGCGCAUUCGACGUAACGCGCCCCCAAAUCCGAUUAGUUCCGGCAUCGCGUGGAAGUCCAGAAUCAAUUCGUCGACAUUUUGCGCACGUUUUAACAGCUCCGAGAUAUAUUUUCCCUUUAAGAAUCACGCGCUAAACAAUAUCCUAAUGAUGAAGACACUGCACCAAUCGGAAACAAGGGAAAACAUCUUUUUCCCCAUUAUGACGCAUCACAUACAGACGCCAAGAAUCAUUUCGUCCGGCGCGGCUGUGCAGUACGAAAUAUCCGCGCAAAUAUUUCUGGCCGCCGUUCGGAGCGCGCGUCGUCAUCGUGAUUUCUCGUUGCUGAACGUGGACGAGCAAAAUACAAUUCUGCAUCGCGGAUGGUCGGCGCUUUUUGUUUUUCACGCGGCGACCUGGCCGAUCGACUUGAUGAGUUUGCGAAAGGACGGUGUGGCGACGAGUAACGACGUAUCGGUUUGUCUGACAACGGCACGCACCGCGAUCGCGAAGCUGCAACUGGACGAUGUCGAGUUGAGCAGUUUGGCCACGUUCGUGCUGUGUCGACCUGAAAUCGCCAAUACUACGGAAAGUUUUCACGCGAUGUCUCAAGCGCGACACAACGCCAUUGCGGUUCUAAUACAACAUCUUCAACAACGAGACGAUCAUCGCGACGACAAACUGGCCAAGAUUCUGUUCGUUCUACCUGUUCUCACCGCGUGCUGUCCUCGAGAAUUAGCCGGGGAAUUGUUCGCGCCGAUUAUCGGCGACGCGAAUCUGGAAAGAGUCAUAGCGUCCGUGCAAUAAAUCUUUUGACGAAAGAAACCUUUCAACCGCACGAGAAAGUUUAUGUUAUGUUUUGUUAUUUUAUUUUACAUAUUUUACGCACUGCAAAGAGAACUUGUUUCAUAUGUAUCACUUAUUACACAUGCAUAUAUCAAAAUAAAUCGAGAAAACACUUUGGCAAUCUGCUUAGCGCAGACGCGCACCACAGACAUAAUUUAAUAUGUGCACCACAGAAAUAAAUUUCAAGAAAAUGUGAACAAAAAUUUGCUGAGACACUCGAGAAAAAAUGUUAAACGUGUAAUCACAUAUGUGGGAUUAUACA